Molecule: messenger RNA, 3592 nt
Organism: Hemibagrus wyckioides
Lineage: Eukaryota; Metazoa; Chordata; Actinopteri; Siluriformes; Bagridae
Gene: atf6b
Product: activating transcription factor 6 beta
Exons: 17
Coding region: 291-2264 (657 amino acids)
Biological process (GO): regulation of transcription by RNA polymerase II; endoplasmic reticulum unfolded protein response
Cellular component (GO): nucleus
Molecular function (GO): RNA polymerase II cis-regulatory region sequence-specific DNA binding; DNA-binding transcription factor activity, RNA polymerase II-specific
Source: RefSeq, a predicted model, not a curated record
GUGUGUGUGUGUGUGUGUGUGUGUUUUAAUGCGCGUGUGUGUGUGUGUGUGUGUGCUGUAGAGUGGAUUAUUAUUAUUAUUGUUAUUAUUAUUAUUAGAAUGCAGUAUAAAUAUAUGUAAAUAAUUAGAGAUUAGUCAUUAGUGGACUCGACGGUAGAUUAGACCCAGGUGUGUAUGUUGUAGAUGCUGGAGGUGUUUGGUGAGCAGAGUCACAGCCUGUCUGUUUAUUAUAGGAGAAAAUCACAGUUUUUACAUCAUUUAAAGUCUUUAUUUGACCAUUAUCAGUGGCUAUGACUGCGGAAUUACUGUCUGAUCUGGACAGUCGCUUUUUCGCGGAUAAUCUCCUGACAAGCGAAGACUGGGAUGCCUGUCUGUAUCAGUGUGAGAGUAUGGAGGAGGGUGAAGACAGGCUGAAAUAUGACACGUUGCUUGACAAUGACCUCGUGCUGACCCUUGACCCCGACAACCCUGUAGCACCAUGGAAACACAUGGAGAACAAACUGCUUGCAGGUGACAUGUCAGUAAUGAAGGAUGAGAUGACCAUAACACAACCUCUGCCGGUGGACAUGUUGUUUCAAGUCAAAGCAGAGCCUCCAUCUCCUUCGUCCUCGCCAGCUUCAGACAGCUCUCUACCUUCCUUAACUGAAGCACAGUUCCAGGUGAAAGGUGAGAACCCCCCCACACCCCCCUACAUGUAUGGGGAUGUUCUCUCACCCCCGGUGGGUGCCAUGGAGGUUACUGUGGCCAGCACAGCCCCGCCCCCUCAGCAAGCUCCACCCACACUUCCUAUUCCCACAGUAGCACAGACCACAGUGAAUGCUGGCUCCAUUCUCAGCAGUAAGCCUGUGCUACAGCCGAGGCCGGUCUGUGUGGCUGCUAAAACACUGAUCCUGCAGGGAACACAACCAGCAGUGGUUCUGUCCCCGUCGGUGUGUCUGGGUUCUGCUCCGGCCAUUGUUAAAAUGGAGCCCGUGUCUCCCAGCAUGCACUGCACCAGCCCUACAGCUCCGCCUACCACCAAGCCCAUCAUCCCAGCAUCCUCUCUGCCUGGCAGCAACUGCAGCGACAUUGAUAUGAAGGUUCUGAAGCGUCAGCAGAGGAUGAUAAAGAACCGCGAGUCUGCGUGUCAGAGCCGGAAGAAGAAGAAGGAGUAUGUACAGAACCUGGAGGCUCAGCUGAGGGAGGCGCAGCAAGAGAACGAGCGCCUGCGCCGAGAGAACCACGCCCUGCGGCUCCGACUCGCCACCAAAGAGGGUGCUGAAUCGGGCACCAAUAAGCGAGCGGUGUGUGUGAUGGUGCUGCUGCUCUUCAUCACCUUCAGCUUCGCUCCUGUCAGCAUCACGGACAGGAAGUUGCCGUCUGCGCUGGAGGAUGGGGAGGAGCCUCACACGGGGCGACGCCUACUGGUGUACGAGCCGGACCACGUGGUGACCGACAAAGCGGCGGAGGACAGGCUGGAUAGUGAGGAGGACAUAGGAGAGGACAGGUGGAGGAGAGGAGAGGUGGAGAGGGAGAACGCCGAGACCUUUCACUUCAGGAACGUGAGCAGUGUGUUCAGUGAGGUGAAGGAUCUCGUCCUGCAGGACAUCGACCGGCUCUUCUCCUCCUCCGACUGCAGACAGUUCAAUCGCUCUGAAUCACUCAGGUUGGCUGAUGAGUUGCGUGGUUGGGUUCAUCGGCAUCAGAUCAACAGGAAAAAGACGAACCGCAAACCUAAAAUCGCACAGAAGGCAAAAAUAGCACAGCAGAAAGCUCAGCACAGGAAGACGAACUUCUCACGCUACCUCCCCAUCGAGACGCACCGCUCCAUUGAGAGUCAGCUGCAGCUCUUACCUGGUCCUGAGGUGAGCUACAGUGACUUCCUGGAUGCCAUCGAUCGACGUGAGGACACAUUUUAUGUUGUCUCCUUCAGACGGGAUCAUCUGCUUCUCCCUGCGAUCAGUCACAACAAAACCACACGUCCCAAAAUGUCCCUCGUUAUGCCUGCCAUGGCCAUCAACGAGUCGGUGUAUAACUCGUCUCAGGGUGGAUAUGAGCUGAUGAUGCAGGUGGACUGUGAAGUCAUGGACACAAGAAUAAUCCCCAUUAAAUCCUCCGUGGUCCCACCCUCACUCAGAGACAAGCCCCCGAACCCGCCCUCUCACCCCCAUCACCACGGUAACCACACCCGACCACCACAUGGAGGCGGGGCCUCGACGCCCAGGCAACCCUUACCUGUCAGGAGGAGGGGGGCAGAGUUUCUGAUCACACAGUCAGGAUCGUAAUGAAAUGGAGAAAAAGGGAAAACACACACACACACACAAUGUAAAGAUUUUUAAAAUCGCAGAAUUCUCCACUAUUCUUCGCCCAGCUCCUGCAAUUCCGUUCUCCAUGUUAAACUGUAACUCUGUGAUUUUAAGGUAAAGAAACGUAGCAAUAUUUAAAAAUCUCUAAAGAUACCUUUGUUUCUAUGGCAACAAUGAUGGCCAUCAGUUUACAGAUUCCCAAACAUGCAGAAUUCCAAAGUACGUGUCUCAAAACUCUUAGAAUUCCACAGUACAGGUCCCAAAACUUCCAGAAUUCUGCUGUAUUGGUAACCAAACUCCCAGAAUUCCAUCCUGGAAUUCCAUCAGUGAGCUUUACAGCUGUGUAAUCUCUCUCAUUUCCCAUGCAUGAUUCACUGAACUCCCAGAAUUCCCCUGUAUGCAUAGCUAAACUCAGAAUUCCGAUAUUCAGUUCCUUCUCCCAGAAUACUGUAAUACCCCAUUCCCAGUAUGGGUCAGUAAACUCUCAGAAUUCCCUCAUAUGUGGGACAUCCACUUCCCAGAAUUCCAGUGAGAGCCCUUUAAGGAGUGUGUUUUGUAAAUUUGUGUCUUUAUUUUUUUACUUGAUGCCAGUUCAUCGCUGUUGUUUUUGUUUGUUCUGUUUAAUUAUGUGCGUGUUUAUGAUUCGAGAAUUUUUCUGUGUGUUUAUUUAAAUGAGAAGCUUGUGAUCGAAGGAAAUAUCAGUUACUGUGUCAGGAAAAAAACCCACCCGGACGUUCAUCAGACUGUAUCCCAGAUACUCCUGUGUGUGUUCGAAUCCUCUCUGAUGGAACGACGUCGCUUUAACAUCACGGAUCUGAAUCAGGGUACAGGGACCACUGUUGCAACCCAUCCAGCCAAGUCGAGAUAUUUGUGGGCGGAGCCGAAAUCCUGAUCCACGCCCACAGGGAGUUUAUAAAUCCUGACACGAGCGGUUGCUGUAGAAAUGCAUUAACAAUGUGUGAAAUUGUAAUAUAGUGUAAAUAUAUAUAUAAAAAAUGUGUUUUUAUCAAAUAAUCGUAGCUGCGCAAGAUUAAGACUUUAUUAAGACUUUAUUAAGACUUUAUUACUCCAGUCACGUGUAAAGGGAGAUUUGUUCACAUUCAUACGUUUGUUAAUUAGACGCGGCCACUUUAGAUCACGAUUACGACGUCAUCACUUGUAAAUAGGGAAGUUUGUGACACCAUGUGCAUUUCUACGCUUGUACUUUUAACACCUUUUAAGAAUUUUUUAUUUGUUUGUUGUUUUGUUUUUGUUUUUUAACCGUAAAUAGUCUGAUUUUUCCCUCAAAUAAAAUGUAAAUGAAGGUA